UUUGAUAAUGUAGUAAUUGUUAUACCAAAACAUUGUAGGGCCGAGAAUUGUAAUUUGAUACUGAACAGUCAUCAAAAUUCAUAUAGGUGCGGUUUAAUUAGUAAUAUCUAUAUGUUUUGAUUCCAAAUGGCCAUAUUUGAGUGGCGAAAAUUUAACUUUUUCGAUCUACGGAUAGGGGUCGAUAAAAACUUAGUUUCGGAAACAUUACAAAGUGCUCGUAUAACGGCUACAACCAGCGGCAACAAUCUAAUUGUAAUAUGCGACUCCGAAGGAAUGAUUCACACUUUUUCCCGGUCUUGGGAACCAAUCAGCUUCAAAGGCCACGAAGGAUCGAUUCUGCUCUGUGACGUUUCUAAACAAAUCAAUUUACUGGUGACCGUUGGCGAAGAUAUAAACGGGCCAUCGUUUAAGGUAUGGAACUUGGGCAAAAUUUCGACUGUAACGGGAGCGCAGUGUCUGCGCACCGUGCGUACGAUGGUUUCGGUGCCAAGUGCGCUGGCCGUCUCCGAAGGCGGUCAAUUUAUGGCGAUUGGAUUUGCCAAAGGUAGUAUUUCUUUGUACAGAGGAGAUAUUAGUCGAGAUAGGUCGAAAACGUUGAAGCAGCUAACCGCAGGAACGACUUCAAUCACCGGAAUUGCAUUUAAACAUUUUAGCAAGAUUACCCAAAUGUUUGUCUGUUCCGACUCAGGUGUCUAUUUGUAUAACCUUCAGAGCAGGGAUAAAGAAAUUCGGAUCAUUCUGGAUACGAUAAACUCCCCGGUUGGUUGCUGUGCUUUACAGACGGGUCAUAACGAAGGUCACUUCAUGGUCGGUCGUGCCGAUGCCGUGUAUUGUUACACUUCGGAUGGACGAGGCCCUUGCUAUGCAUUAGAAGGCAGAAAAACUUUACUACAGUGGUUCCGGUCACAUUUGCUCAUUGUUUCCAAGAACUCCAGAAUGAGCGGUGCCAAUUCAGAAAGUUUUGUUCUAACGGUGAUCGACAUUCAGAACAAAUUUAUCGUUUUCACCUGUCCCAUAGAGGAGGUGGCAGCGAUCCUAACCGAAUUUGGAUCGUGUUAUAUUCUGACGGAAAGCAAGCAGAUUUUUCAUUUAGAUGAAAAAGAUUUGCAAAGCAAAUUGAAUUUAUUGUUUAAGAAAAAUUUGUACGACAUUGCAGUGAGAAUAGCGAAAAGUAACCAAUAUGACGCAGAUGGCCUAGCUGGAAUUUUCAAACAAUACGGAGAUCAUUUAUACAGCAAGGGCGAUUUCUCCGGGUCAGUUGAUCAGUAUAUUAAGACCAUAGGUUUUCUGGAGCCGUCCUAUGUAAUUAGACGAUUCUUGGAUGCUAGACAUAUUCACUACCUGACGGAUUACCUGCAAGCCAUUCACAAAUCCGGGCGAGCUUCAGCCGAUCAUACUACGCUACUGUUGAACUGUUUCACCCGGUUGGAUCGAACGGAACAAUUGAGACAGUUUUUGGAGAACGAAAAUAAACUAAACCUAUUUGAUGUCGAUGUUGCCAUCAAGGUGUGUCGAAAUGCGUCCGUCGAACAGGCUCUGGCAUUAGCAAAAUCACAUGGAAAGCACGAUUUGUGUCUUAGUAUUCUAACAGAGAACCUGUACCGCUACGAGGAUGCUUUAAAUUACAUAAAUCAGUUGGAGUUUUUGGAAGCCGAAAAAAAUAUUAAGAAAUAUGGACACCUAUUAAUGGAAAACUCGCCUGAGCAAACCAUUCGACUAUUGAAGAAACUGUGUACAGAUUAUGUUCGUACCGAUUUGGGUACGAACGCUUUGCAAGAUCACUUUGGAGACGAGCUGCCGGAAUUGCUAGAUAACGGGUUCAAUAGUGAACGAGGCAACCCAGAAGAUUUCAUUCAUCUUUUUUCGAACGAUGAAACACUGAUAGAUUUCCUCGAACAUUUGAUAAAAAACAUUCCGUCGUGUAGUAAGUUUGUGUAUAAUUGUUUGAUCGAACACUAUCUUUACCGCUGGCAGGAGGUGUCUUCGAUCGAGCGUAAGUUGCUGGACGUGCUGAAGAAUAAUGCCGACCGUUAUGAUAAAAACCACGUUCUCAUUCAGUGCCGGGUGUAUCAGUUCUGGCCGGGGGUUUUGUAUCUUUAUGAGGAAGAUAAAUUGUACCAUUUGAUUAUACGGCACUGUCUAAAAAAUAGGGACUAUGAAAAUUUGCUUGCUUACUGCCGGAAACUCGGGCAGCACGACGCUUCGCUUUGGUUGCUGGCACUCAACGGAUUGAAGAACGACGUUGGAGCUCCGUCAAAACUGUUGUCGCAGGUACUUUAUGUUAUAGCUCAAGAAAAAUUGCAAGCCCCCCUACAAAUACUCAACUGUUUGGCUGUUGAAAAUGGCCCCACGUUACUGUCGGUGCGGGACUACUUUAUGCAAGUUUUCCAGAAAGAACAGGAAUCAACCCGUCACGAUGAAGACCAAACACGAAAAUACAGCGAAAAGUCGGUAUCGAUUAAAACUCACAUCAAACAUCUGCAGGAAGAAAAUGUGGAAUUUCGAAAUACCGUGUGUGACACUUGCAAGCAACCACUCUCCUGGCCCGCCUUGUUCUUUUUGUGCAAACAUUCAUAUCAUCAAGAUUGCAUUCGUGGUUACUCGGAAACGGAGAGGGACUGUCCGGUUUGCAACAAAACGAAUAUUCAACUUAUGGAUGCGCUACGUGCGCAAAGUGAGUCACGUGGUCAGCAUGAAGCAUUCCAUAAUCUACUGAAUAGAUCUCCGGAACCGUUUUCGGUAGUGGCCGAGUAUUUCGGUCGAGGUCUAUUUAAUAAAUUGUUGAUCGUAGAAGAGGAGGACAACCAACCAGAGCUUGUAACGUCACUAGCUGAAAAUAGCAUUCGCGAUAAAACUAUGCAAUCCAUUCCAAAACGACAAGUCGAUUCAGUAGCAAACUAUGGCGCCGGCGCUGAAGCCAGAAUGCGACAGGAGGAAGGACGUCAUGCCCAGGUACGGCUGGAAGCUCAAGAAAGUGAAAUGCGGCUCCGCUUGAUGGAGCAGGAACGAAUCCGGCAACGUCAGCAGGCCGGUUUGCUUGUACAGCAGCAACUAAAAUUAAGGGAUGAGCGUAGUCCCAACAGAUCCCCGUAUGGAAGUCCAAAACCACCGGUUUCUGUAGCCAACUAUGCGCAAACUGCAGCCUCUACUAAUAAAAAACCAGUUGGUUCUAUCGCGAAGAAUCCUUUUGAUGAUGAAGACGAUUCUGCAGACUACGAUAAUUCAAAGAAUCCUUUCGCUACCAGUGAAACAGCAUCUUCCAAAAAGACGACCGAUGCCAGUAAUCCUUUCGAACAGGAAUACGAUAGCAGUAUUGAUCCAUUCGCUGAGUAGAGUAAGAGCAUUGUGUGUAAGCGAACGCGUAAAAAUUAUUUAGGAUUGAUACAAUCGUGUUUGUAACACUUUAUAGAAGAAUAGUCUAACCCAUGUAGCCGUUCGUAAAUAUAUUGUGAAUAAAAAUUAAUAUGGAGUUAUUGUACA
Molecule: messenger RNA, 3480 nt
Organism: Malaya genurostris
Lineage: Eukaryota; Metazoa; Arthropoda; Insecta; Diptera; Culicidae
Gene: Vps11
Product: vacuolar protein sorting-associated protein 11 homolog
Exons: 6
Coding region: 127-3333 (1068 amino acids)
Biological process (GO): endosome organization; regulation of apoptotic process; organelle fusion
Cellular component (GO): HOPS complex; endosome
Molecular function (GO): protein binding; protein-macromolecule adaptor activity; metal ion binding
Source: RefSeq, a predicted model, not a curated record